GUUGUUCUUCUUCUACCAGUCUUCCAAUUCCUCAACUGUCAUUCUUCAUCCCAAUUUCAAACCAAACAAAUUCGUAAAAAUUAGGAAGAGAAUCCGGUUUGUUUGUUCGUUUCUAUUGACACUCGUAGAAAGCUAAAUGCGCGGUGUUUUUGAAGUUUUUCAGCAUCAUCAUCUCAAGAUCAAACCUCACGCAAAAGGUGGAGGAUGAAUUUCCGGUAUUGAAAUUGGAAUCGAGAUUGCUAAGAGGUAUUCUAGAUGGCGGAUUUGAAGGAGAAUCCCACGAUUGUAGGGGGAAGUGGAGUGGAAGAAACAUCGCCUGAUUUGCUGAAAAACACGCCAUCGAACAUAGCAAGAUUGGAGGAUGUAAUAGAGCACUGCAAGGGUCGUCAGAAGUAUCUUGCUCAGACUAGGAGUCCUUCUGAUGGGGGUGAUGUUCGCUGGUACUAUUACAAGGCCCCCUUGGCUGAAAAUGAGCUAGCUGCCUCAGUUCCUCGCACUGAGAUAGUGGGAAAGGGCGACUAUUUUCGUUUUGGAAUGAGGGAUUCUCUUGCAAUAGAGGCAUCUUUCUUGCAGAGAGAAGAAGAGCUACUUUCUAGUUGGUGGAGAGAAUAUGCAGAAUGCAGUGAAGGUCCAAGAGAGCAAGCUAGUUCCAAAAAACAGUUGGUUAAACUAAUAGAUCAAUAUUCUCCAGAGGUUUCUUCAUCAGCCAAACUGUAUGAAGUUGAAGAAGAGAGAGUUGGUGCUCCCGUGAAGGGAGGACUCUAUGAGGUAGAUUUGGUUAAAAGACACUGUUUCCCUGUUUAUUGGAAUGGAGAAAAUCGGCGUGUUCUAAGAGGUCAUUGGUUUGCUCGUAAAGGGGGUCUUGAUUGGCUCCCACUUCGUGAAGAUGUGUCUGAACGGUUAGAGAUAGCAUAUCGUAGCCAGGUCUGGCAUAGGAGAACAUUUCAACCAUCUGGACUUUUUGCUGCUCGAGUUGAUUUGCAAGGCUCCACUCCUGGACUUCAUGCACUUUUUACAGGAGAAGAUGAUACUUGGGAGGCUUGGCUUAAUGUUGAUGCUUCUGGUUUUUCUAGUGUAAUUAGUUUUGGUGGAAAUGGAAUUAAGUUAAGGCGUGGCUACUCUGCAUCUCAUUCCCCCAAACCAACUCAGGAUGAAUUACGUCAGCGAAAGGAGGAAGAAAUGGAUGAUUAUUGCUCUCAGGUUCCUGUUCGUCACCUAGUCUUUAUGAUCCAUGGUAUUGGUCAAAGGUUGGAGAAAUCUAAUUUGGUGGAUGAUGUUGGUAACUUCCGCCAUAUAACAGCUACCCUAGCUGAACAACACCUUACUUCACAUCAACAUGGCACUCAAAGAGUCCUUUUCAUCCCAUGCCAGUGGCGAAAGGGUUUGAAGCUCAGUGGUGAAUCUGCUGUUGACAACAUCACAGUAGAUGGUGUGAAGGGUUUGCGUGUGAUGCUUAGUGCUACUGUUCAUGAUGUAUUAUACUACAUGAGCCCCAUUUAUUGCCAGGAUAUAAUUGACUCGGUUUCAAACCAAUUAAAUCGGUUAUAUUUAAAGUUUCUCAAACGGAAUCCUGGUUACGAUGGAAAGGUUUCCAUAUAUGGACAUUCUUUGGGAAGUGUCCUCUCCUAUGACAUCCUCUGUCACCAAGAGAAUCUCUCCUCACCAUUUCCGAUGGAUUCGGUGUACAAGGAGCAUUCUAGAAAUGUUGAAUGUUUUCCAGAAAUUAAUAAUAAUAACCAAUCCACGAAGUGUGACAUUCCAAAUAGUCUGGGUAUGAAUGAAAAACAAGGUAUGGUGGGCUAUGUUGAGGAAGAGUCAGUGGUUGCAAAAUCAAAUGUGUUUAUGCAUGAGGAGAGACAUGAUGAAGAUUUUUCUGCAAAUGGGAGUCCUGUCAUGUCAGAUAUAGACUCAAUUACUACAAUGAAUGGGAGUAAGGAUCCUGUGCAAACAAGUGGUGAGGAAGAUGCUCAUCAACUAGUUGGUGAUUUUGGUCACAUCCCUCCCCAAGAAGAGGGUGGGUUUGAUGAAUCUACAAAUGUGAACUGUUCUGCUUUGGCAAGUGGUAUGGAGAAAAUGGUUGAGGAGGAACACAAUGGUUCUAGCAUUAAGGAGGAAUCAAUCAAAUUGCUUAGGGAAGAGGUUGAUUCCCUAAAAGCAAAAAUAGUGGAACUGGAAUCACAAUGCAAAUAUGGAGAUACAGGUGAAAAUAAGGAUGUCAUUGCAACCACACUGCAGAAACUUGCAUCUCAGAAGAACGAGUGCAAGUUGCCACUGGAGCUGGAUCACACGCCAAAAAGUUAUACUCCUUAUAUCAGAUACACAAAACUUGAAUUCAAGGUUGAUACAUUCUUUGCAGUCGGAUCACCUCUUGGAGUCUUUCUUGCCCUUCGGAAUAUUCGUCUUGGAAUUGGAAAAGGGCAAGAAUAUUGGGGUGAGGAAAAUAUUAAUGAAGAGAUGCCAGCUUGUCAUCAGAUGUUCAAUAUUUUUCAUCCUUUUGACCCUGUAGCAUACAGGGUAGAACCCCUUGUUUGUAAAGAACACAUUGAAAAACGCCCUGUAAUCAUUCCUUACCACAAAGGUGGAAGGAGGUUGCACAUUGGAUUUCAGGAAUUCUCUGAAGAUUUAGCUGCCCGUUCUCAAGUGAUACGUGAUCAUUUCAACUCCUUAAGGAAUAAAGUUCUCACAGCUUGCCAGUCUAGAAAUGCAGACGAUGUAGAAGAUGGAGCAGAGAAUUUAGGAGAAAAGGAAGAGAGAUCCUAUGGAUCUUUCAUGAUGAAAAGAUUAACUGGAAGUGAAGAAGGGCGGAUUGAUCAUAUGCUUCAGGAUAAAACAUUUGAACAUCCAUAUCUACAAGCCAUUGGAGCACAUACGAAUUAUUGGAGAGAUUGUGAUACUGCUCUGUUCAUUCUGAAACACCUGUAUCGAGACAUACCUGAAGAUCCCAACUCAGUGGUUGAAUCCACUAGAGGCAGCUCAAAAGAUAAGAACGUGUCUGCAAUCUGGUCUGACCAAAGGGAGACUCCCAAUGAAGAGCUUCCGUUGACAUUGUCGGACAGGAAUAUGAUUAGAAACUUGUCAGAGAAAGCUAAGAAAUUCUGGAAGAAGCCUUGAACGGCAUCUCAUUUCCCGGUAUCUGUAGACAUUAUCCAUAGGAGCCGCAUUUGGGGAUGUUUUAUUCUAGCGUCUAAGAAAGCUAAAGUGCAUGAACCAUAGGAAUGAAUGGAAAGAAGUGUAUACUGUGAGAAUACUUGAAUUGUGUGAAGGAUGUUAAAUCGUUGAUAGAAGUCAGUAACUGAGUAGCAGUUCCACACUCAGUAGAUGUUCUUUCUUUGUAUUUCCCUCUGUAUACACCUUAGAAACUUGGUGAGAAAUAUAGGUGGUUUGUAACAUAACCUCAAUGAUUUUGGAAAUUGUAUAGAAAAAGGUUACUGAUUUUAUUUGUUGUGCAUUCUUUUAUUUUUUUUGUGUGUAAAAUUGGAUUCAGUUGCUCCAAAUUAAGAAACAAGGGAUCAAUUU
Rubroshorea leprosula is the source of this 3516-nucleotide messenger RNA. Lineage: Eukaryota; Viridiplantae; Streptophyta; Magnoliopsida; Malvales; Dipterocarpaceae. The record is from the annotation of a GenBank genome assembly.